UCCUUGUUACUUUCUUUUACCCUAUCGACAGUGGUCUCUGCGAUCUCAGAUUACAACAACGUUGCCCUCUACUGGGGCCAGAACUCUGCUGGAACACAACAAGACCUAGCAUCUUAUUGUAGUUCCGAAAAGGCAGAUAUUUACAUCCUCUCCUUCAUCGAUGUCUUUGGUUCUUCUCAGCAACCAAACGUCAACUUUGCCAACGCUUGCACAGAGUCUUACUCCAGCGGCUUGCUGCAUUGUCCUCAGAUUGGCAAAGACAUUAAAACUUGUCAAUCUUUGGGUAAAACCGUCCUCAUCUCACUGGGCGGUGCCUCUGGUGCCUACGGAUUCUCCGACGAUUCUACCGCAGAUUUUGCAGGCACCUUGUGGAACAUGUUUGGUGGAGGCUCCGACUCAUCUGUUGAAAGACCUUUCGACGAUGCAGUGGUUGAUGGUUUUGAUUUUGAUAUCGAAAACAACAACCCUAAGGGCUAUGCUACUCUUGCUAACAAGUUGAGAUCUUAUUUCUCCGAAGACUCAUCCAAAACUUACUACUUAUCUGCAGCACCACAGUGCCCUUAUCCUGAUGCUUCUGUUGGUGACUUGUUGGAAAAUGCAUCCAUUGACUUUGCCUUUAUCCAGUUCUACAACAACUAUUGUGCAACUACAGGCUCCAACUUCAACUGGGAUACCUGGAACACCUUUGCUGAAAACACUUCCCCAAAUAAGAACAUCAAAUUGUUUGUUGGCUUGCCAGCCGCUACAGGUGCUGCUGGUUCAGGCUAUGCUACCAUCGACCAAAUCAAAUCCACAUUCCAGAACACUAUUCUCAACAAAGAAGAUUCUCAUUUUGGUGGUUUCGUUUUGUGGGAUGCUUCAUGGUCUACUUCAAAU
Messenger RNA from Pichia membranifaciens NRRL Y-2026, 876 nucleotides. RefSeq lists its product as hypothetical. Gene Ontology annotation, cellular component: extracellular region. Lineage: Eukaryota; Fungi; Ascomycota; Pichiomycetes; Pichiales; Pichiaceae. The record is from RefSeq and is a predicted model, not a curated record. Gene Ontology annotation, molecular function: chitinase activity. The annotation marks the transcript as partial. The transcript has a single exon. Gene Ontology annotation, biological process: carbohydrate metabolic process.